Messenger RNA from Rhea pennata, 998 nucleotides. It is a transcript of the gene SCNM1, whose product is annotated as sodium channel modifier 1. The record is from RefSeq and is a predicted model, not a curated record. Bases 66 to 845 code for a protein of 259 amino acids. NCBI's taxonomy places the organism in Eukaryota, Metazoa, Chordata, Aves, Rheiformes, Rheidae. Gene Ontology annotation, biological process: RNA splicing. Gene Ontology annotation, cellular component: nucleus. The transcript has 8 exons.
GGAGCCCGGAAGCGGGGAGGAAGGGGCGGUUCCCAUGGUAACCGCGGGCGGCGCCGGCGGCCGCCAUGUCCUUCAAGCGGGAUGGAGACGACCCUGGACAGCUCAGCGUGCUGCAGAAACAACGUGUUGCAGAUCUACUUGCCAACUACAUCCCUGAGGACGAGGCGCUGCUGCUCAGGAGCGGGAGGUACGCCUGCACCGUGUGCGCCCACCGCCCCAUCUUUGACACGCUGGACGUGCUGGCGGUCCACAGGGCCGGCAAGAAACACAUCGCCAGCCUGCAGAGCUUCUACGGCAGGAAGCGUUCGUUUGAGAACGAGGUGCAGAAGCGACAGCACGAGGAAUUUGUGCGGGCGGAGGAGGCGGGCACGCAGGGCUCCCCGGCCCCUUUGCUGGUGCGAACGAGGAGGAUAGCCCAGAGCGCUCUGCUGAAAGCUGCUCCCUACAGCAGCCGCUGCCGGAGGACCGGGGCGGACAGAAAGAGCUCGAAAGCGGGUACGACUCGGAUGGAGCCGAGCGCUGCCUCUGCGCGUGUCACUGCCAUGGGGCAGCCAGAGCCUGGGGUCUCCUUGCAGAGGGGCAGGGAGGCUGUGGACACCACCUCGGCGGCCCUGCUGCUGGGCCACCGCAGCAGGCGAGCAGCUCACGCUCCUCUCCGCUCUCCCAGACGCACCAAAGGCAGCUGCAGGCCAGACCCAGCGAAGCGGCAAAGGAAAAGCCUCGCCGUCACCUGCAAGCCAGCCCGAAGCCCUCAACCCCGAGAGACGCCAGGCCCUGGAGCGGUACCUGCAGCUCCGGAGCGCUGGCUGGAUCCAGGACCGCUCCGGCAAGUGGGUGAAGGAUGAGAACGCCGAGUUCGACUCCGAUGAGGACGAGCCGCCUGUGCUGCUGCCGGCCUGAGGCUCCUGUCCGUCCUGCCAGUGCCCAGAGGGAUGGCACCCCGGGGGCGCCGCCAGCCCUCCCCAAGCCCCGCGUUAAUAGAGGCAGCUGGAGGUGAA